GAAGAGGCCUCAGUCAACGGCGAGCGCUGUUCGCGAGCGGAAUUCCAGCUGCCGCUGAAAUAUAUAGACCAAAACAAAAGCUGCGACGAGCAAACCAAAAGCAGAGCAAAUAAAUACAAUAAAAAAAAAUGAAACCAAACACAAAUUAGCGCUAUGUAAAAGUCCGAAAACGAAACGAAAAUUGGACAAGUGUCGCCAUUGGUUCGGGCAAUAAAAUAAAAUAAAAUAUUCAGGGCAUCACAGAUGCCGCGAUGAUGGAGCCAAUUAGUGCGGCGGUGCAGCAGCGGCGGCAACUCUUGCGCAGCGUUGAAAGUUUGCGUGGUCGUGUUCGUCAAGUGCUAAAAUGUGUUAUUAAUCUGCAUAUUGAGUUUUUGGUGCUUGAAUCCGAUGUGACCGCUCUGCUGAAUGAGGUGCGAGAAUUCAAUGAUGACCACGAGGAGAUGCAGCGUCUGGACAGGAUGAUCGAGGCUCUGAGGGACUACAGUGGACCCACGAUAUGCCACGAGUGGCCCUAUCCCCUCAUCUUCAAAGGCACAAUCGACGAGGCACACGUCGCACAAAUACUCAAUGCCAGCGAGCUGGAUAUGGCGGAGGAGUUGGUGAAGGUUUCAAAUGGGAGUAACUGCAUCCCGCUGGAAUCUGAUGUGGUCACAGCAAGAAGGCGCUCUAGAAUGUUGUGGUUCUCCAGAAGGAAACGAAUUGAACGUUUAAAGGAACUUCAACCUUCUGUUUGAACGACUCUCUGUGAGGUUAACUAGUCCGAAAUAAUUGUGAACAAAGUAAUAUAGAUGAUAGAUAUAUCUAUAGCCCAAAAUGUAAUCUGCCAUUAAACAAUAUAUCUUUCAGCUUUUAUACCCAACUGCAUUAAAACAAAUAAGAUUAUCACUUAAAGUGUGGCAAUUAUUAAUUCAAUGUAUUUAAAUGAAACUCAAAUAAUGUUGCAUUAACAUAAACACUUUCUGUCACAUAAACUGAUUUAAAAUAUAUUGUUGGAAUUUUUGUUAAAGAGCUUAAACUCAAAUAAAUCUUACUUAUUUUUACGAAUUAUAAAGCAGAACAUAUUCAAGUUAGAAAAGAACAACAAAUGUUGAUAAAAAGACUGCGUUAAGAUGUGCAUUAACCUCAGAUAAAGUUUUUCACAACAAUAAAGAUUAAAGAUGUUAAUCAAGUCUUGCCUUACCUAAAAAUAGUACCUUUCUGUACAAAAUGUAUAUCCUUUUCUAAACAUAUCUCCUAUAUCUAUCUUAUAUCCAAUUGUCCAUUAAAACUAUACCUUUAGUGUAUAA
This is a messenger RNA of Drosophila eugracilis, 1286 nucleotides long. RefSeq lists its product as uncharacterized. The transcript has 2 exons. Lineage: Eukaryota; Metazoa; Arthropoda; Insecta; Diptera; Drosophilidae. The record is from RefSeq and is a predicted model, not a curated record. The coding region runs from base 252 to 734 and encodes 160 amino acids.